AUGAUAAGCGCAGCCUCCGCCGGCGGUUUUAACUUUCCCUAUCUGUCAACAAUGCCCGCGUGAUUACGAAACCGCGCGGAAUGCCCCAAACCGCCUGCGCCUCGCUUUAAAGGGCCCGAAAUCUACGGUUUCCCCUUCUCUCUUCUCUUCCGCCUUUGACCUCUAUGAGCGCCAUGCCCGCCUCCGACGCCGUGCUCACCCAGAUCCUCGGCCAGCUUGAGGCGCUGCAGGUCCAGCAGCAGGCCCUCACGGCCAAGCUCGACGACCUGACAGCCGACCGCCCCUCCCUCCACAAGCCCGCUUCGGCAGAUGUCGUGCAUACGCUCACGGGUGCGAGCACGAUGCAGCCGCCCAGUGGUUCGCCGACGACGAACGGCCAUCGCCCGCUCGACGAUAAGGAGCGCGAGAAGAUCCUCUACCCGGGGCGUGUCCUGCUGUCCACUUACCCCGACCAGCACGGCAUCGACCCGCAUCCGAUGAACUGGGGCGCGUCGGACCCCACUGUGCGCGGCGCCGUCGUCUGCUCCCGCCUCCCCGCAUCCAUCAAGCGCCGCAAUGCACUGGGCGCCCACUCCGGCUCGUACUCAAUCUACCGCGCGCUCUCCAUCGCCAUGGGCUCGCUCUCGCCGUCGCACAAGCCCGACUACAGCAUGACUGAGCCGCCGGUCGACAUCCCCUUCAACCCCACGUGGGCGGAUCCGUCUAAGAUCGUGUCCUUCGACCCGUGGGGCCACCUCGUUCCCCAGGUCUACAAGAAGGAAAUCGACGGUGGGCUCGACGUCCGGCCGAGCAUCGCCGUCACGCGCGCACACAUCAAGCUCAGCGAGCUCGAUGAGACCGCGCGCAAGGGCGAGCUCGAGAUUGACGGCAAGAUCGUGCUCAAGAGCCGCCCGCUCACGAACGCGGAUGGCACGGAGAGCGACGCGUUCAGCGGGAUUGAGGUCAACGUCAGCAAGGCCGCGGUAGAACCCGUGUGGUACCUCCCUGGUGUGGCGGAGCGCUUCGGGAUCUCCGAGGCCCUCCUCCGUCGCGCUCUCUUCGAAGAGACUGGCGGCAUGUACCCGGAGCUCAUCACCCGGCCCGACAUCAAGGUCUUCCUGCCCCCCAUCGGCAAUCUCACUGUGUACAUCUUCGGGCCGCCAGAGUACAUGCGCGACGAGUCGAAGGAGCUCACCCUACGUGUGCACGAUGAGUGUAACGGCUCAGACGUCUUCGGCUCCGAUAUCUGCACGUGCAAGCCUUACCUUGUCUACGCCAUGGAGGAGUGUAUUCGCUGCGCCCAGCGCGGCGGAGUCGGCGUGGUCGUUUACUUCCGCAAGGAGGGCCGCGCUCUCGGUGAGGUCACCAAGUAUCUCGUCUACAAUUUGCGCAAGCGCGGCGGCGACACGGCGGACAAGUACUUCAAGUCGACGGAGCUGAUUGCGGGCGUGAAGGACAUGCGCUUCCAGGCCCUGAUGCCCGACGUGCUGCACUGGCUGGGCAUAAAGAAGAUUGACCGGAUGGUGUCGAUGAGCGAUAUGAAGUACGACGCAAUUGUUGGGAGCGGGAUUCCGAUCAACUUGCGCUAUGACUUGCCGGACCACCUCAUCCCGCCCGACUCGCGUGUCGAGAUCGACGCGAAGAUCGCCUCGGGCUACUUCUCGAGCAACAAGAAGAUUACGGAGGCGGACCUUGUCAAGACCGUUGGCCGCACUUGGGAGGAGGCGGAACAUUGAGUGGGGGGUGUCGUCUAUAUUUGGGAGGAAAAGCUGGUCAUCUGGGUGCUCUCUCGCUUGGUUUGGAUAGAUCUCGUGUUUCCUGUACUACACCUGCUCGAUGUAAUACCUAACAACUGUGUAAUACAUUGCAAAUCCUUUGCAAGAAA
Molecule: messenger RNA, 1864 nt
Organism: Schizophyllum commune H4-8
Lineage: Eukaryota; Fungi; Basidiomycota; Agaricomycetes; Agaricales; Schizophyllaceae
Exons: 6
Coding region: 174-1715 (513 amino acids)
Biological process (GO): riboflavin biosynthetic process
Molecular function (GO): GTP cyclohydrolase II activity
Source: RefSeq, a predicted model, not a curated record